Molecule: messenger RNA, 3963 nt
Organism: Corticium candelabrum
Lineage: Eukaryota; Metazoa; Porifera; Homoscleromorpha; Homosclerophorida; Plakinidae
Exons: 17
Coding region: 1-3780 (1259 amino acids)
Molecular function (GO): protein binding
Source: RefSeq, a predicted model, not a curated record
AUGAGUGACAGCGGCGAUAAUCGGUUGCCACGCCGAGAUGUACAGCUAGAGAGUGCAGAGACGCUUUAUGAAGUAGUAUCUGUUUGUGAGCGGUUGCUAGAAAGCGAACGUCAGUUGGAAAAGAAGGAGAAGGCGUUGGAAGCUGAGCUGGAACAAAUUCGUAUAGAAAAACAGAAUCUGAUGACACGUAGAAAGGACGCGGAGACUAGACGAGCGUUGAUUGAAGUUGUGCAAGAUCUUUUUACCAUAAAAUGUGUCGACAAAGAAAACUUGGAGAUAGUUGUUGAUAAUCUUCAAGAUGUAAACAAUUUGCAGUUAGUAAUGAGGUACAUUGGAAAACGUCAGUUGAGUUUGUGUAAGACUCUUCGGAGGUACCUAGUGAAGAAAACACAUGCUACCGGAUCUGUAAUUGUGUCAUCAGCUGUAAAGACUGAAAGCAUUGGAUUCAUGUCUCAGGAAAUGCUGAAAGAGUAUCUUCUAAUGAUUACAGAGCUACAGAGACUGGUGGAUGUGAAAAAUAUGAUUCAAGGCAGAUUAGAGUCAUCGCAUUGUCAGUCAGUAAAACAAAACGUUGCAAUUCCGGUUUUAGAAGUUUUGACAAAUGAUGUAGUGAAGGAGGAACCAGCAAGAGAUGCAAUGAUUCUUGGUCAUGAUCCACUCCUGGAACAGCAGAUGUAUGAGUUAGCAGGAAAAGUAUCAACCGACUGGCAUGAACUUGCCACGUGUCUUGGUGUGAGUGAUGAAUUGGUCGUGUCUGUCCGAAGGGACAUUCACACAACAAGAGAGCAAGCGUGGGUAAUGCUCACACAUUACGCAUCAACAGUGAAAAAGGAAAACAUAAAUGACACAGUGUGCAGUGUUCUUGCUGAAAUUAGAUCCAAGAACAUCAGAAAGAAAAGAGCUUCUGUCUUGCCUCCAAGCUUUUACGAUGAGCCUCGAUUUCUUGGUCGAGGAAAAGAGCUGGAGAUACUUCAGACUUGUUUUUGGGACAGGAAGUCCAGACCAAGUCGAACUUGUGUUGUGAAAUCGUUUGUUCUGCAGGUUAUAUCCGGAGCUGCUGGUGUGGGCAAGACAGCAUUGGCUGUGAAAUAUGCUCGUAAGUUUCAAGAUGCUUACUGUGAUGGUAUAUUUUAUCUCAGUGCUGAUUCUUGGCCAUCUCUUCAUGUGUCUUUGAGACAGUUGCCCAUGAUGUCUAAAGAUUCUCUCAAUGGAAGUUUGCAUGAAGACAAUUACCGUUUCCUUAAUUACAUAACGCAACAUUCUCAAGUUCUUAUUAUUUACGAUUCAGUGUGUGACUUUGAUCUUCUUCAACAAAUUAUUCCAAUCCGAACAAGCAAUGUUCACAUUUUAGUGACAACACAAGUUACUUCUUCUCGUGCGAUAGUUAAUGCUGCUAAGUCUGUUAUUCAGUUGGAGCCACUGCCACUGGAGCAUGCAGUUUCUGCUCUUUGGACGUGGGCAUUACCCUUUUUGAAAUCUCAAAGUGAUCUGGACAAUCAGGGUAUUAGAGAUGUUGUCAGUUGUUUACCAGUGUCUUGUAUGCCACUGAACAUUGUGCACACUGGAACAUUUAUGAGAAAUUCUGAAGUCUCAUGUAGGGUGUUGAGUGAAAUGUUGCAAAGCAGAGUGGAGGAGUUUAAGUCACUUUUGGUAAACAUGGAGACACUGCUUGAUGGUUUUCACCUUGCUCAUGUGACAGAACAAGUGAAGAGAUACGUUUCAUCUCCUAGUCAGUUGCAGCUUGCACAGUUUGAAGACAUUAACUCGCUGGAUAUUGCUCCUCAUGAUAAACUGUUGUUACAUGUAGUGAGGCAUCGACUGUCAGACACAAGUUUGUCUCAUAUUGUCUUUCAAUUGGCAAUCGAUAAUUUGGCUGAGUCAGAACCCGAUGCUUUUGAGCUGUUGGAGUAUGCAUGUCUGAUGGGAUCAGAAAAUGUACCUGGUAACAUACUAGAACAAGUUGUGUUUAGUGAGGAGGAGUAUCAAAGCCUUCGUUUCAGUAAGGCUAUAGUGGCCUUGUCUUCAUCAUCCAUUGUGAAAGUGUACGAGUGGAACAGAAAAUUUUACGUGUCUUUUCAUCCAAUGAUUCAGUCAGUUUUAAUUGACGGACUCAUACUUGCUGGAAAGGCAAAACUGUAUAGUAAACUGACCAAUUUAUGUGAGCAUUUGAUGACAUACUGUUCAGUUUCAUCAACGAAAACUGUUGAUACUAAUCAGUUAACGGGUCUUGUUGUUCAUCUCUAUUGUGUAGCUGGUCACAUUCUAUCUAACCAGUGUUAUACUCGUUCCUGCCAGCAGAUUGUAACAACUGCUUGCAGAAUGGCUCUAGAAAUGGGUCAUGGCGCAAUUGCAUUGGAUUUAUGCAAUGGAAUGCUGAAACUAGUUGAAUCUUCAUGCAGAGAGCCUCACUUGAAAAAUAGUCAUUUAUGGACAGCAUUGGUGUUGCUGGGGAGGUCGUGUCAGCUUAAUGAGGACUUUUCCAGUGCUCAAGCUUACUAUGAAAGAGCUCUUCAAUGGAUUGAAGACACAGGGGAGGAGACACAUGAAGAACUUGGUGGAUCUGCCAAAGUUGUAUUAGCAGAUGAAUACCAGUUUGUUCUAGAUGAACUGGCUCGAUGUUACGGUGCAGUACAAAUCUAUGCUGAUCCUGAUGGCAAAUCUGUGGGGUGUAAACGUGCUAGACCAGAUGAUGAUUAUGCAACUGCAGAAGCUCUACACAACAUGGGACACAAGUAUCGACAGAUGGGACAACUCCGGGAAUCUGUUGAGGCAUAUGAACAGUCACUCGCUCUUCGUGGUUCUCAUUUGGAAGAGGGAGACAUUAAUGUUGCUCAAACUAUGAUCAACUUGGCUCUUAGCCUGUAUGAAACAGGUGAAGUCAGUCGUGCAAAAAGUUUACUAGAGCGUGCAAUACCAACGCUGAAACGCUUCCUACCUGCCAAGCAUCCUUUGAUUUUGAAUGCUCUUAAAAUACAAGCUACUUGCUGUUUGGGUAGUGGUGACAUUCUGCAAGGAAAGAAGUUGUCGGAAGAGACACUAAGUAUGGUUAUGUCGUCUUACCCAAGUGAUCAUCCUCGUCUUGCGUUUGCUUUGAUGGAUAGUGCUGAAGCAAACAGAAAAGCCGGUGGCAACAUUGAUGUGACCAUAUCAUUCACCAAACAAGCAAUUGAAAUAUACAAACUGCACGCUGCAUCGUAUGGAUAUGAGCUGGCAAUUGCAUUUCACAACAUGGGUUUUUAUCAGUACACGAAAGAGUUGUAUGUGGAGGCUUCUUUCUCUCUGGAAGAGUCGUUGAAAGUGCGACAAUCUAUUGGAAAACUUGAUGCAGGCUCUGCUCAAACUAUGGUCAGGCUUGGUGAUUGUUAUGUCCAGUGUGGCAACAUGGAUACAGCUGUUGCAAGAUAUAAGGAAAGUUUGGAAGUGAUGAAGAGAAGCGAAGUGUGUGACAAGGAAAUUAUAUGUGAUGUUGUGAUAGCGAUUGGUAAAUGUUUGUUGUUGACACGACGCUUUGAAGAUGCUGCAAAGUAUUAUGCAGAAGCAAAUGAAAUGUUGUCGGUUAGUGCACCACAGUCUGACGCAGCUGCAACUGUGUCUUUGCUUAUGGGUGGUUGUUAUUGCAAUAUGGGUCAAUUGGACAAGGCAGAGGAUUCAUUUACGAAGGCAAUCAGUAUUGCUCGUCAAUGUUUGCCUUCCAAUCACCCUUUCAUAACAGAAGCCGAGUCUGAGCUCCAUUCUUUAUGGCAAAUGAAGUAUGGGGGCUAUGUUGACACUACUUACUAAUCAUUAUAAUGAAGUAAUUUUGUUUGUUGUUAUUGAGGUAUGUGUGGUACUAUAUGUAUGAUUUAGUAUUCAGGGUUUAGGCCUGAAAAAUUACAAUGUUAUUAGUGAUUUCUCUACAACGUUUCAAGUUUGUAAUCACAGUAAUGUGAUGUUGUUAUUGUGCAGAACAUGAGAUUGACGAGU